GAUGCGGUCGUAUCAUACUAUCACUUUUAUAAAUCAAUAAGCGAUGCCUUCGGUGACUAUAGCGGUGAUUUUCACGAUUUUCUCAAAUUGUUCAUGAAUGGCAAAGUACACUAUGGUGAUUGGUUCAGAUACACUUUGGAUUGGUGGAAAUACAUCCAAAAUAAAACAAAUAUAUUGUGUUUAAAGUACGAAGACAUGAAACAGGAUCCAAGGGGAGCAACUGUGAAAAUUGCUGACUUUCUUGGAUAUACCUUGGAUGAUGUUACCAUUGAUAAAAUAACAGAUCAAUGUUCUAGCAAGACUAUGAAGAAAAAUAAGCAGGUUGAAAAGGAAAUGGUACGAAAAGCAAUUGUCGGUGACUGGAAAAAUCAUUUCACAGUUGCUGAGAAUGAGGCUUUUGAACAGAUUUACAAUGAGAAAAUGGAAGGCUCUGGAUUAGUAUUUGAAUGGUGAACAUCGGAAAUACAGCAACUUUUGAAUUAUAUCGAUGCUAAACGUGAUUAAUCAAUUUGCAUUGAUUUGUGUGUAAGCAUUACAUCGCAAGUUUAAUUAAAGUCAACCGUAAUUUACAAA
This is a messenger RNA of Saccoglossus kowalevskii, 573 nucleotides long. RefSeq names its product sulfotransferase 1A1-like. The record is from RefSeq and is a predicted model, not a curated record. Gene Ontology annotation, molecular function: sulfotransferase activity. Lineage: Eukaryota; Metazoa; Hemichordata; Enteropneusta; Harrimaniidae.